Messenger RNA from Rubroshorea leprosula, 1252 nucleotides. NCBI's taxonomy places the organism in Eukaryota, Viridiplantae, Streptophyta, Magnoliopsida, Malvales, Dipterocarpaceae. The record is from the annotation of a GenBank genome assembly.
AAUCUGCAGCAAAUUAAGUCUAGAAUUAUUCUUGCCUACUUCUCUCAUAGGAAAAUGUCCUCGGAUUCCGCUGAACCCAGGCGCCUAACCAAGCCCAACACCCCGGGAGCUGCCCCACCGGAACAAGAACAGCUCCCCUGUCCGCGAUGUAACUCCCUCAACACCAAAUUCUGCUAUUACAAUAACUACAAUUCGUCUCAGCCCCGCCACUUCUGCAAAUCCUGCCGCCGCUACUGGACCCACGGUGGCACCCUCCGCGACAUCCCUGUCGGUGGUGCUACCCGCAAAAACGCUAAGCGAUCUCGCACUGUUAUCAGCGGUUCUUCCACUCCUGUCGUUAUAACCACCGCGACCAGCAACACCGGCCAUAAUCUUCCGUUACCGGCCACCCCGAUUUUGGUGCCCCUUAUGGCCAAUCAGGGCGCGUUCGGCGUUGGUGGUGGGAGUGACUUUGACGUGAAGGGUAACGGCACCGGAGGAAUGUGCGGGAGUUUCACUUCUCUGUUGAACACGCAGGGUCCGGGUUUCCUGGCGCUGGGCGGGUUCGGAAUCGGGCUUGGAUCCGGGUUCGAGGAUGUGAGUUUUGGGCCUGGAAGAGGAGUGUGGCCUUUUACUGGGGUGGGAGACGGUGCUGCUGGUCUUGGAUCUAAUGGUGCGGCUGCAACUGGGAUGGCUAACACGUGGCAAUUUGAGGGUGGAGAAACUGGGUUUGUUGGUGGUGAUUGCUUUUCUUGGCCUGAUCUUGCUAUUUCCACCCCAGCAAAUGGAGUCAAUAGAAGAAUACUACAGUUUCAGAGGAAUCGGUGACAGCUGAAAGUAAAUUGUUUGCUAUAGGAACUAGAUUUUAGAAAAAUGACUGUGUUUGGAUGCUCUCUGCCAUGUGAUUUGGUUUUGCUUUUGUACCAUUUUUUGUUUGGUGCCAUGGCACAUGAUUAUCAAUGUGUAAUUUCUGUACGCCUUGACCUUUUGUGGAGUUGCAUGGGAAAAUGCUAGCACUAAUUGUUGUUGCUGAAAACCUUCAAGAUCUUCCCUUAAUGUAUCUUCUCUCCAAGUGGAUUUGCAAAAUCUCAACGUUGGUCAUCGAGGAGAAACUCCGAUGCUUAAGUCAGAAUUUUUUUAGUGAAUCUUUUUUUUUUUUUAUUCUGUGUAUUUAUAGUACUUUUUUGUGGGUUUUGUACAUCAUGACAAGGUAUCCAUGUGGCUCGUUCAUACCCACGAGACUUAGUUUACAUAAUAAUUAUGAUAUGGUGUG